GGGGUGGAGUUCUACUCCUUUACUUUCCACUCCACACAGUAGGGACGAGAGAUCUCGCCGCUGUCAGAAGAGGCGCACACUUGCACUCUUCUUUGAGUUUUUCAUUUAGCGAACCAAACCUGUUGUGUAGUAAUUUUUUUCUUGUAACAUUGCUGAUAUAUUAAUAUAAAGCGCAUCACAGGGCAUCCGCGCUCUCCAGCGCGCGACCAGCACAGACGCUGAUUUUCUGUCACCCUGCCUGCUGCGGUCCUGCGCGCGCCCGCGCCUCGCUGGAGCUGUGAGAUUUUAGGAAGCACCGCAGCAGCCCGAACUGCUAAACUGUUUGAAGUAGAGAGCGUUCUAUUGUCCCACGCGCCCAUGGAAGGGGACGUUAUGGAUAAACUAGAGGACAUGGCCUCAGUGAGCGAGUUCGACCCUAUCACGGGGAAUAUUCCCGCCACCAAAGUGGAGAUCACCGUCUCGUGCAGAAACCUGUUAGAUCGAGACACGUUCUCCAAGUCUGAUCCUUUGUGUGUUCUGUACACUCAGGGAGUGGAGUCUAAGCAGUGGCGUGAGUUUGGGAGAACUGAAGUCAUCGACAACACCCUGAACCCAGACUUUGUGAGAAAGUACAUCCUGGACUAUUUCUUUGAGGAGAAACAGAAUCUUCGGUUUGACAUAUAUGACAUUGACUCUAAAAGUCCUGAUCUGGCCAAACAUCCCUCCGAUUUCAACGAUUUCCUAGGUCAGACCUUCUGCACUCUGGGUGAGAUAGUGGGUUCACCAGGCAGUCAUCUGGAAAAGCCUCUGGGUGGCAUCCCUGGGAAGAACUGCGGUACCAUUAUUCUCACUGCAGAGGAACUUGGAAACUGUCGGGACUGUGCAACAAUGCAGUUCUGUGCCAAUAAGCUGGAUAAGAAAGACUUCUUUGGCCGCUCUGACCCGUUCAUGGUGUUCUACAGAAGUAAUGAGGACGGAACGUUCACUAUUUGCCAUAAAACUGAAGUGGUAAAGAAUACGCUGAACCCUGUCUGGCAGCCGUUCACCAUCCCUGUCAGAGCGCUUUGCAAUGGAGAUUAUGACAGGUCAAUUAAAGUGGAGGUGUACGACUGGGACAGAGAUGGCAGUCAUGAUUUUAUCGGCGAGUUCACCACCAGCUACAGAGAGCUCUCUCGCGGUCAGAGUCAGUUCAACGUGUAUGAGGUGGUGAAUCCUAAAAAGAAACUCAAAAAGAGAAGAUACAUCAACUCUGGCACAGUGACACUGCUUUCAUUCUCAGUGGAGGCCGAACACACGUUCCUGGACUACAUCAAAGCAGGCACUCAGAUCCAUUUCACAGUGGCCAUUGAUUUCACUGCCUCCAAUGGGAACCCUUCACAGUCUACCUCCCUGCACUACAUGAACCCCUAUCAGAUGAACGCGUAUGCCAUGGCGUUGAAGGCCGUGGGCGAGAUCAUUCAGGACUAUGACAGCGAUAAGAUGUUUCCUGCAUUGGGCUUUGGAGCCAAGCUUCCUCCUGAUGGCCGGGUUUCCCAUGAAUUUCCCCUGAAUGGUAAUGUAGAUAACCCAUAUUGCAACGGGAUGGAGGGCAUCCUAGAGGCUUACCACCAGAGUCUGAAGACUGUCCAGCUGUACGGCCCCACCAAUUUUGCUCCUGUUAUCAACCAUGUAGCGAGGUAUGGUGCAGCAGUUCAAGAUGGCUCGCAGUACUUUGUGCUUCUCAUCAUCACAGACGGUGUGAUAUCAGAUAUGGCUCAGACUAAAGAAGCCAUCGUCAAUGCGGCAAAACUACCUAUGUCCAUCAUUAUUGUUGGAGUUGGCCAGGCUGAGUUUGAUGCCAUGGUAGAACUGGAUGGCGACGAUGUAAGAAUAUCCUCCAGAGGAAAGCUGGCGGAAAGGGAUAUUGUACAGUUCGUACCAUUCAGAGACUAUAUGGACCGGACAGGAAACCAUGUCUUGAGUAUGGCCCGACUUGCCAAGGAUGUCCUGGCUGAGAUUCCAGAGCAGUUAAUCUUAUAUAUGAAGUCAAGGGGCAUCAAGCCCAACCAGACGCCACCAGACUACAGCCCACCUGGGCUCAGCCCAACCCCCACCAUAUGAGUUUACCCAGCCUGCCGAAAGAAAACAGCCAUGCUUGUUAUGUCACCUCCAAUUUGGAUCUCAUUCAAAGCCAAUACGACUGAUUCAGUAUAAGGCAUCUAGAGGAGCGGAUGGUUUCAAUUCUCCGUCUUUGGAUCUCAUACACUGGAGAAAUUGAAAACUGUAUCUGUUUUCUGGCCUUUGAACUGAAAAGGAUGGUUCUUACUGGUUUGUGAGUUUGUUUCCCCCCAUAAUUUCUUCACGAAUUAGUCAACGUUAUGAACAGAUUUAUAGUUUAGAUAUGACUGUGCCAGAUAUAUGGAGAACAUCUGCGCAAGCAAUGCAAUUUUCUGCUCAUUUAACAUCUCAACAUCUACAAAAACGCUUGUGUGUCAGCAUGCAAGGACUGUGUGUUAUAUUAGGAAAAUCUUCUUAUAUAUUUUAUAUCCACCAGAGGAGGUAAACAAGAGCAUCACUAGGAAGUGUGAUUUUAAAAUAUAGUGAAAUUAUAACUGAUUGUUUGAAAUAUUAUACCCUGUAUGGGUAAUCUAUGUAGUGGAAUGGUUUGAUUUGUUUGUAGAAUUUGUAGAUAGUUCAUGUAAUUGUGGUUUUAUUUUUCCACAGGGUUUUGGGCAAAGUCUUUUUAGUACAAAGUAAUACUUCCCAUUGCAGUUUCCCAUUUAUAGCUUUUUAGAGCUAUGAUAAACAAGAUUUUCUAUUCUAAAGCAUGAAAUCCAGGUAAAAACAAUUGUACAUUGCAUUAAGACACUGUAUCAAAUGUAUUUACAUACUUUAAAUUAGAAAAUUCCACUGUAAAAGUCAGAGAAAGCACAAAUAUUUUCUUAAUGCUGUAAAAUUUGUAAAUGUUAAUCAGAGAGAAGUCACAGAUUCAGAUUCAUUACUCACACUUUACGCAGACUGAAAUUUCAGGCAAAUGAUCAACGCUUAAGAACGCCAGAUUUACUUUCCUUUUUAAUUUGCCACUCCAGUUCCUUAAUGCUCUGGAGCCGGUAUAUCUUGAUAUUGUACAGCAGUUCCUCAGACACACACAACCCAUCAGGGGGAAACAUGAGAGAUGCCUCGCCGCUCGCUGCUAAAGAUGAUUGGAGAUGAAGCAGCAUCUGCUGUUUUUCUCAUAGCACUGUUUGACUCGUAUCCAGCCACGCUAAACCUUUGCCCUCUCAUUUCUGGGAUUCUCCCUGGAGUUUAAAACACUUUUCUAUUUUCACCAUGACAGGAAUUAUUUUAGUGGUUUCAAAAGAUAAAAAGCACAUUGCAUGCAGCUGAAGUUGCAUUACUCGCAGUGCAAACACAAUGCCAUUUUGUUUACAUGUUUGGAUGAUUUAUAGCAUUGGCAUAAUAUAAUUACUGUAGAUAAGCAUCGAACAUAGUUAAAUUGAUAAACUUGCCUUACAAACAGUAAGUUUACAUUAAUUGUUGAUAGCAAGUAUAAAUUAGAAACAGUAUUUUAUAUAUUAUUGCUAAGGAAGCUCAUGUUGAUUUUUACUACCUUAAGACUUAAAACAUUCAGUUAAAUCUCAGAAAAUGUUAGAUUUACUCUUAUUUAGCAUUAGAAACACUAAAAAACAUAGUAGCCUAUACAGCCUCUUUUGUCAGAGGUCCAUUCCUUAUCAUAGACAAAUGUGUAUGUAUCAGUAAAUACAGACUGUUUUUUUUUUUUUGACAGCAGGGCUGUUUAUACUUGUUCUUAUUCAUUGUUUUGAUACAUUUUCUUCUUGUCCAGUAAAUCUUGAUGUCUUUGCUGGUUUGUCCCAAGUUGUAACAAUGUUUUGGUUUUAGAGCAAGCAUCUGUUAAUAUACUUCUAUUUUACACACUGUAGAUUAUGAACUGUGAAGUUGAACUGCAUUUUUUUUAAGCACAGAUGUUUACAAAAUGAGAAUUCCUCCUUUUAACCCACUUUUACAACAAGAAUGACUUCUUUUGCAGAGAUUGUUACAUUUGGAAAACUGUUCCCAGGUAAUAAGACAAUGUGUUUAAGAGCGCCUCUCUUACCUUGAGUUAUUAGCACACUUUUAGUUACUGAGAAUAAAGUGAUCCAUCAAUCAAUUAGGAGGUGAAGAUGAAGUCUGACAAAGGGAGCAUUGGGCGAAAGGGUUUGUUUAAGAGUGUUAACAGGUAUAUUGAUUUUAAAGACUGAUUUACUCUUCACUGGAUAUUGUUUUCUUUUUUUUUUAUUUGGUGUUUUUAAGUGUUUUUUCUUUUCUUUAUACUAAUUCUGCUUUUCAGAUGUAAACCUGUAAUUUCUACUAGCAUAAAUGUAACCUUUUUUAAAUCCUAUUUAAUAUUUAUGAACACAUGGCUGCUAGGAAGCUUGUUAAUCCGAAAAACAAAUUACAGACUUCCUGAAACACAUGUAUAUCUCUAUCCAGAGAAUGUUAAUGGGUUAAUUUUAUAGCAUGGUGUAAAUUUAGCAAAUACUAUUUUUUUUUUUAUCCCACUAUAAUAAAGCCAGUAAGUCAUAGUGAAGUAGCUCACAAAAUUAUUGCAAAGAGGUAAUAGUAUGAAAAAGUGUAAAUUAUGUACUAAAGAUGUGGCCCUUGUCCAGUGCUAACAUUCCCUCUGUGAGAUAUGCAUGAUUGUGCCAAAAUGGCCGCCGGGUUCAGUGAUAAACUGACCUGUUGCUUUUCGUUAAGCCUCUGCCGCUCAUCUCAUAACCGGAACACAGAGCAUGAAGCAUCUCAUCCUUGCUGGAUUCAUUUUCCUUCUCUCUUUUUCUCUUCUUCUUUACCUCUCUUUAUCUCAGUCGAUAUGCAUGGUGAGCUGUUCCAAACUGAACAUAGAACAUUGCUGUUGUCAUUCCCGUGGUGUGUGAAAUUUGUAAUGGAUUGCCUUAAAAAUGACAAAGAAUAAAACAAUGACAACGUUUUUCUUGAA
Molecule: messenger RNA, 4954 nt
Organism: Ctenopharyngodon idella (grass carp)
Lineage: Eukaryota; Metazoa; Chordata; Actinopteri; Cypriniformes; Xenocyprididae
Gene: cpne5a
Product: copine Va
Exons: 21
Coding region: 358-2079 (573 amino acids)
Biological process (GO): cellular response to calcium ion
Cellular component (GO): plasma membrane
Molecular function (GO): calcium-dependent phospholipid binding
Source: RefSeq, a predicted model, not a curated record